GCAACGCUGCGAAUGUAAUUUGAAGUUUAAAAAAUGUGUUUCAAUAUAUUUUAUUUGUGCAAUUUUAAUGAUAAAAUUAGAGAAAAAGAAUUAGAAAAUGAGUCUCUUAAACGGUUAUGGCGUUGUGAAUGGUCUCCUCUAUAUUUGGAGGAGUCCUUACAGCAAUGGUGGGAAAGCUCACACAGGUCUGCACUGACUCAAGAAGAAAUAGACCGAUUACUUUUGCAAGCUAUUGAGUUGCUGUUAAUAUUCACGCAAAAUAACUUUACGGGUCCCUUCGAUCAACUAGAAGAGUUUAAAGAAUUUGUCAAAAAUGCGAAUUUUUUGGAUAUAAACGCUGUGACGGAAUUAAAAGAGAAUGGAGAAGAGUUGAAUCCUAAUGUGAACAUUCCAGAACUGCUUUUUACAGCCCGACGAAUAUUACAAAAACUUUUAGAAAAUUCUAAAGAUUCUAUGAUAAUUCACUGGUGGAAUUUACGAUGCUUGUGUAUUCACCAGCACAUUUUGGAUGGGUUAACUUCAAAUUUGUACAAAAUGGUAAAAGAUGAGGCUGAAUGGUUACUGCCACGUGCACAUGAAAUAAAAAAUAAAGAGUACGAGGUUUUGUUGUUGCUGGAAAUAGCCAAUGCGUAUUUGCAGUUUCAUAGAUGUCAAAAAUCCGAAGAAGUCUUGCAAAAUUUGUGUGAACGCUCUGAAGUCAAUUUGAAAGUGGUUGGUUUUUUAGGCACACGUACCAAAUUUCAACAAAAGCCAUUACCCCAACUCUGCCUUCAGGUCGAACAAAAUAACUGUGCUAACUCUCUGCCGCUACCCGCAGAUACCAAUGGAGAUGUUGAAUUACCUAAACUCUUGCUAUUAGAAGAUGAUACCCGAUUAGAGCGCAUAAAAUUUAUUGAUCCUCAGCAUAACGAUAUAGUGACCUUGCCUAGCAUUUUACAGGCUUUACUUUUGACUAAAGUUCAUCAGUUAAAACGUUCCACGCCAAAAGAUCGCUUGACUGACGAAGAACUGGAACCAUAUAUUCAGACUCUACUCUACCAAGAAUUUGGGCCACUACAAGUACGUCAGUCAACUUUGCUUUUAAAUUGCUUGCAAGAGUCAAACCAGCGACGUACUGUAGAACGUAGUUGGAAACAAUGCGAGAAGAGUGUUAAACUUUUGUCAGAGAACAUUUAUUCGAUCAAAGAGCGAUUUUCUUAUGCUUUCGCGAGUUUCUUACAACCCAUAUGGCAUAUUCAAUUACAACUUUGUGAACUUUUAAUAUCAUUAGGUAUGGUUAAAACUGCUUUAGAUAUAUACCUUAAAAUUCAAGCUUGGGAGCAAGUUGUAACUUGUUAUACCAUUUUGGAACUGCGGCAUAAAGCAGCGGAAGUUAUACAUCGAGAAUUACAAAAAAAGCCUACAGUCUUAUUGUACUGUCUACUAGGGGAUGCUACCGAUGAUCCAAGAUGUUACAAAAGAGCCUGGGAUUUCUCACACCAAACCAGCGGUAAGGCUCAGGCUCAUUGGGGCAAUUACCAUUUUGGUCGGAAAGAAUACGAAGAUGCUAUUCCCCAUUAUAAACAAUCCGUAAAAAUAAAUUCCUUGCAGGGGAAAAUUUGGUUGCGAAUGGGUUACGCAGCGAUUAUGCUGGAGAAAUGGGAACUGGCAGUACAUGCGUAUAUCACAUAUACCCACUUGGAACCGAUGGGCUUUGAAUCGUGGAAUAAUUUGGCGAAAGCUCUAAUAAAACUGGGAGAUAAGCAACGUGCUCACAAAGUUUUAAACGAAUCUUUAAAGUGUAACUUCAACAGCUGGAAAGUAUGGGAGAACUUCAUGUUAGUUUCUGUGGACACGGGAAAUUUUGAAGAUGCUAUCAACGCUUACAACCGGUUAUCAGAGUUGAAAGCUCAUUUCUUAGAUUUAGAAGUUCUGUGUGUUUUAAUAACAGCGAUCGCCGAAGGGAAGCCGGAUGCAAAAGGUCAAGCACCUGAGCGUUUAUUGAAAAAAGCUAUCGAUCUAAUGGGUCACCAAUGUGUCCGACACGGCUCAGAGGCCAAAAUUUGGGAAUUAGCAGCCCUUUUGUCCCAGACUCCUCUUAAGAGAGCGGAAAAAUUAGUAAAGGGCUUCCGAGCUUUCACCACGAAAGAAUUGCUAUGGUCCAGCAAACAGCCAUAUGCCCUGAAGGCUUUACAGAUUUGCAAAGAACUAAGUCUAUACUCCUUGAAAGCUACUGGGGAUCAUGCAAGCGACGAAAGUGAGGUUAUGAUAACUUCUCAGUUGAAUUCAGCUCGUUUGGCUGCUCAGGCGUGUCUUAGAGCCAUUGAAAAAGAAACUGUGGAGUUUCCUGAAAAUUUGCAGGAACUAAAAGAAGUACGUAUGUUGUUAGAAAAAGUCACCGAACAUAUAAAACAAAGAGCAUCCAAAUAAAAUAUUUUUUAAAAUUUACUAAAA
This is a messenger RNA of Glossina fuscipes, 2433 nucleotides long. RefSeq names its product tetratricopeptide repeat protein 27. The coding region runs from base 34 to 2409 and encodes 791 amino acids. The record is from RefSeq and is a predicted model, not a curated record. Lineage: Eukaryota; Metazoa; Arthropoda; Insecta; Diptera; Glossinidae. The transcript is spliced from 4 exons. Gene Ontology annotation, molecular function: protein binding.